This is a messenger RNA of Lolium rigidum, 1027 nucleotides long. RefSeq lists its product as uncharacterized. Bases 249 to 857 code for a protein of 202 amino acids. NCBI's taxonomy places the organism in Eukaryota, Viridiplantae, Streptophyta, Magnoliopsida, Poales, Poaceae. The record is from RefSeq and is a predicted model, not a curated record. The transcript has 6 exons.
ACUCUGGAUGCGUACUUCUAUAUAACUAUAUAGUAUGUAUGCGCCACUUCUAUAUAACUCUGGAAAUAGAGGCAAGUUGUAUGCGCCACUGAAACUGUGUGGGCUCUCCCAUCUCUAUGACUAUAUAACUACUAAAAGCUCACUAGAUUGGAACUCUCCUCAAGAAAGGAACACAAGGUGAUCUCCACAAGUACGAAACUCGGUAGCCUCAACGUUGAAGAAAGCAGACGAGAAUCCUUCACAAUCUGAUGGCUAUCCUCAUAUCUUCCGUUACUUCCAAAGCCUUGGUGCCAUACAUUCCAGAUGUUUCUAGGCAGCAACGGGACAGGGGUAUAUCUUUAUCAGCUCAACGCCGGCAGACCUCUGCCGGCGUAACCAUGAAGCCUUGGGGCAUUAACCGUGACCAGCCGAUAAGAAGAGCAACACAAAUCCGUGCAGUUGGUCCACUAGGCCCCGGAGAACUGGCAGCAGGAGGCAAUUUCUCAUUGCCCGACCUAUUUAGCAACAUACCUUCAUGGGUCACAUUUGUCGUUGGUGCCUUCUUUGCUGCAGUACCUUUUUACAGACAGCUGAGAGUAAUGGAAGAUAAGGUGCAGCAGACGGCAGAGGCGGCAAUCCAGAUGAUCGACAAGGUGGCGGAGGCAACUGAAAAAAUUGCCGAAGAUGUCGCUGAAACAUUUCCCGAGAAUAAAACCCUAAAGAAGGCAGCAACCAAGAUCAAGGCCAUCGCAGAUGAGAUCGAGGAGGAUGUUGACAAGGCUGAGGCACUACUUCGUAAGAUUGAUCAGCUAGAGGAAAAGAUGGAUAAAGUAGUUGAUUCCUUUACGGAGAAGAAGCCGGAGAGAAAAAACCCAUGAGGUUGAGGCAAAUGGGGCCGCGAAGAAAAGCAACACUUACUAGUAGUAGGUGUUAAAAAAGUAGAGGGAAAUUCAUGAUUCAUUGUCAUUAUUUCGAUCGCUGUAUAUUUGCAGCCUGAAUCUUCUUAUCCUGAAAGGAAAUGAUCAACUGGUAACGCCCGAUCUUGUUU